Messenger RNA from Lucilia cuprina (Australian sheep blowfly), 1218 nucleotides. RefSeq lists its product as uncharacterized. The record is from RefSeq and is a predicted model, not a curated record. Bases 1 to 1218 code for a protein of 405 amino acids. NCBI's taxonomy places the organism in Eukaryota, Metazoa, Arthropoda, Insecta, Diptera, Calliphoridae. The transcript is spliced from 2 exons.
AUGGAAUUUGAUAUAUAUAAACCAAAUGGCACUAAUUUCUAUAUGUUACCCGAACGCUUGCAAAAUCUAAAAGGUUAUAAAUUACGUACCAUAGCAGAUCACACAGAACCGAGAGCUAUGGAAUAUUAUAAUGAAAAUAAUGAAACUGUACUCAAUGGUUAUAUUGGACGUUUUGUGAAAACUAUAAGUGAGACUUUAAAUUCUUCAUUAUAUUUCCCACUAAAAAUACCACCUGAUGUUAUGGUGGAAUAUCGGGAUAUAUUGGGUUAUGUUGUUAAUUAUUCACUCGAUAUACCAAUAAGUUCUUUGUCUUUAUAUGAGUCAGAUGAUCAGCGUGAUUUUUCAUAUCCUUUUGAAAUAGGCAAAUGGUGUAUACUUUUGCCCAUGGAAAAACCAUUGGAUUAUAAAGAAUUAUUUCUGCUAAUUUUACAUUCUCAAAUAAUGCUUAUCACUAUAGUUUUAAUCAUAAUAUUUACCAUAUUCUUCUAUUUGGCUUUGGAUAAGAAGCGGUCGUUUUAUUGCCUUCACAAUUUGCCAGAAAUAAUCGUAAAUGAUAUAGCCAUACGUGGAGUACUGGGUCAAGGUUUUGUGUCUUCCGUCAAUAGCAAACUUUCAAUAAAAUUAAUUUACAUAAUGUUAAUGCUAUCUGGUUUAACUGUAUCCAUCAUAUUUGAUUGCUACAUGCUAUCAUUUUCCACUCAACUGCCGUUAGAGCCUUCUAUUAACACCUAUCAAGAUCUACAAAAAUCUUCUUUAAAAUUGGCCAUAGCUAAACCAGAAAUUAUGUAUUUACAUAAUAUUACAAAUGGCUCUCUAUCAUUUUUAUAUUCAAAAUUUCACACUUUUGCAAAUUUUGCAGAAUAUUCACGUUUUCGUGAUACUUUUGAUCGUCGUUUUGCCUAUCCCACCACCACCUCAAAAUUACAUUAUUACAAUGGCUUGGAAGCUCACUAUAGCAAGAAGUUCUUUCGUUUUUCCUCCGUAAUGUGUCCCAAUACAAUGAUGCAGUUUGAGUUUCCUCUGGGUCCAAAUUCAUAUUUUACACCACGCAUUAAUGAAAUUAUACUGAACACAUUGCAAUCUGGUCUUAUGGAUUAUUGGAUGAGUAAAUCUUAUUUGGAUAUGGUGGCAACGGGAAAGGCGAUUCGUGAAAUGCAACUAGUACCAAUCAAGUAUUCUACUAGUACCAAAAUCCCAAGUAGUAGUUCCCAACUGUAA